CUGAAGGAGGACUGGGGGGUGCUGCAUGGAGCAGCAGGAGGGAAAAGCCUUGCAAAACAUCUGGAUUCUGGGAAAGUUUUCUUGGAAGGAGAAGCCGCUCUUCAGAGCCGAGUGAAUAAAGGCAACUUUUAAAAGACAGAGGCGGGCCAAGAGAAAUGGAAGGAGAUGGAAGAGCAGGACCCAGAAGGACCUGGAACUCACAAGACAAGAAAGAGCCUCCAUCCCAUCCAACUUGGAAGUGGUGCUGAAUUCUGGGAAUCAUCUGUGCCAGAGAUCUUGGCUAAGGACACCAUGACCUCAGAUGUGCUAUACCAACACUUCCGGCAGUUCCGCUACCAUGAGGCCGAUGGGCCCCGAGAGGUUUGCAGCCAGCUCCAUGGACUCUGCAACCAGUGGCUGAAGCCAGAGAGGCACACCAAGAAUCAGAUCCUGGACCUGGUGAUCCUGGAGCAGUUCCUGACUCUCCUGCCCCAGGAAAUGCAGGGCUGGGUGAGAGGAUGUGGGCCGGAGACCAGUUCCCAGGCGGUGGCCCUGGCCGAAGGUUUCCUCCUGAGUCAGGCAGAGGAGAAGAGGCAGUCAGAACAGAUGUGGGGACCAUCUUUGAAGAUGGAAGCUGCAAUCCCUGAGGCAGAAGGAGCUUCCUUGGAGCCGGGGCAGAGGGGGCAGGUGGUGGAGCGUGCCCAAGAUGCCCUCUCCUGUGGAACUGGCAGUGAAGAGAUGCUGUUGAGCCGUUGUCUUUUCCAAGGUGUGGGAAUAGUCGCUGCACCUCCUAUCCAGACUCCUCCCUUCCUGAGUGAGAUCUCUGAAGAGGAGGGAAUCUUCUUUUUCUUUCCGGGUCCCUUUUCCUUGGAGGAGGUGUCCGUCUCUUUCACGGAGGCAGAGUGGGCCCUGCUGGAUCCGGGACAAAGAGCUCUGUACAGGGAAGUCACGCUGGAGAACUAUGGGAACGUGGCCUCUCUGGCAGAGGAUGAUCAGAGGAAUGAGGAGGGUGAGAAACUUCAUCAGGAAAUGCCGGAUAAAGUUAAAAAUGAAGACUUGAAAGAAAAUGUCAGGAAUCAAAGCAGAAAGAAGAGAAAGAAAGGCGACUGUAUGGUUGAGAAAGGUGAUGGAAGACAGUGUAACAUACAUUUUCCAAAGCGCAGAAAAAUGAAAGCAAGUCAAUCCAUUCAGUGCAAAAACUAUUUCAGAAAUAGAUCACAGCCCCUUCUGCACCAAAGAAUAAAGAGAGAGGAGAAACCUUCUGAAUAUUCAUACACCACACAUAUAUUCAGUCUCAGUGGUCAUCUUCAACAGCAUCAGAGGAUCCACAGAAGGGAGAAGAAUUUUGAAUGCUCAGAGUGUGGAAAGAGAUUUAGUCAGAGUGGCACUCUUCGAAAGCAUCAGAGAACCCACACAGGGGAGAAGCCUUUUGAAUGCUCAGAGUGUGGAAAGAGAUUCAGUCAGAGUGGUAAUCUUCAAAGGCAUCAGAGAACCCACACAGGGGAGAAGCCUUUUGAAUGCUCAGUGUGUGGAAAGAGAUUCAGGGGGAGUGGUAAUCUUCAAAGGCAUCAGAGAAGCCACACAGGGGAGAAGCCUUUUGAAUGCUCAGAGUGUGGAAAGAGAUUCAGUCAGAGUGGCACUCUUCAACAGCAUCAGACAACCCACACAGGGGAGAAACCUUUUGAAUGUUCAGUGUGUGGAAAGAGAUUCAGUAAGAAUGGCCAUCUUCAAAGGCAUCAGAGGACCCACACAGGGGAGAAGCCUUUUAAAUGCUCAGAGUGUGGAAAGAGAUUCAGUCAGAGUGGCGAUCUUCAAAGGCAUCAGAGAAGCCACACAGGGGAGAUGCCUUUUGAAUGCUCAGAGUGUGGAAAGAGAUUCAGUCGCAGUGCCGAUCUUCAAAGGCAUCAGAGGACCCACACAGGGGAGAAACCUUUUGAAUGCUCAGUGUGUGGAAAGAGAUUCAGUGAGAAUGGCCAUCUUCAAAGGCAUCAGAGGACGCACACAGGGGAGAAGCCUUUUCAUUGUUCAGAGUGUGGAAAGAGAUUCAGUCAGAGUGGCGAUCUUCAAAGGCAUCAGAGGACCCACACAGGGGAGAAGCCUUUUGAAUGCUCAGAGUGUGGAAAAAGAUUUAGUCAGAGUGGCAGCCUUCAAACGCAUCAGAGAACCCACACAGGGAGAAAGCGUUUUGGAUGCUCAGAGGGUGGAAAGAGAUUUAGUAGGUGUAGCAGUCUUCAGUAUCAUCAAAGAACCCACACAGGGCAGAAGCCAUUUGAAUGCUCGGAGAAUGCUUAUUAAAUUUGCAGAUGAUAUGAAAUUGGGAGGGGUUGCAAACACAGAAGAAGACAGAAACAGGAUACAGGAUGACCCUGACAGGCUGGAAAACUGGGCUAAAAUCGAUAAAAUGAAUUUUAACAGGGAUAAA
Molecule: messenger RNA, 2401 nt
Organism: Heteronotia binoei (common prickly gecko)
Lineage: Eukaryota; Metazoa; Chordata; Lepidosauria; Squamata; Gekkonidae
Product: zinc finger protein 436-like
Exons: 6
Coding region: 166-2274 (702 amino acids)
Biological process (GO): regulation of transcription by RNA polymerase II
Molecular function (GO): DNA-binding transcription factor activity, RNA polymerase II-specific; RNA polymerase II cis-regulatory region sequence-specific DNA binding
Source: RefSeq, a predicted model, not a curated record